Exaiptasia diaphana is the source of this 1268-nucleotide messenger RNA. Its product is annotated as volume-regulated anion channel subunit LRRC8E-like. The record is from RefSeq and is a predicted model, not a curated record. Bases 95 to 1216 code for a protein of 373 amino acids. NCBI's taxonomy places the organism in Eukaryota, Metazoa, Cnidaria, Anthozoa, Actiniaria, Aiptasiidae. The transcript is spliced from 2 exons.
CCACGAUGCUCAUUAUURAUUAACRGAGAUGCUGGACAGUCGACGAGGUGUCUGCGAGUACAAGCUGCAUAGAGAUUAAUCUUUUUGAGCACAAAUGGAUACAAGCUCUUCGGCCGUCUCUUUCAAAGCUGAAAAUGCUCUGAAGAUACUUACGCCAUGGUGGGAUGUAGUUCUGAAGUACAUAACAUCAGCGAUAUUAACUAUCGCACUUGGGACAUUACCCAUACAAGCAGCAAAAGAUUCCCUGGCUUGCGUCGUCGUGGUUGAAUGUCCAAACUCAACAWCAGGRACUGAUGAGMGAAUUUGCGAAAUAAGCGAUAAAUCAGCKCUUUCAACUUACACGARCUUGGCAUGUUUUGAUUCGUUGAGCAUCUCUGCUCAAUUUUUUUACGUCAUCCUGCUUGGCGAAGCUGUAGCUCUCCUUUUUGCCAAUAACAUAUGGGCAGUGCUUAACCCCAAAACAGCAUUGACUUUGAGUCACUUUAUAAGCAUUGUGUCAGAAUGCUAUGACUCAAUUGGAACGCCAGAGCAAAUAUCCCRGCUGUUGGAUCCWACUCGAGAAGAGGGGAAAAUGGAACGUCAUGCAGACGAAGGGCAGCCUACGAGAGAGAUGGGACCUUUAGUGCAMUGUGGAUCAUCAACUGCAAGCGUCGAACGCGACCCUGAGCUCGACAAUGAUUCCAAAUCAAGAAUCAAAACUAUCUACCACAAAGUUAAGAAAUUCAGCGAUGCGCAAAUCCAAAAGAAAUCUYUAUUUUUUCUGUAUCUUUUUCAACAAUUUCUGCAAUUGUUUUUCUCUWGCACGAUUAUUGCAAUCAAUAUUGUGUUUUUCCGUUCUUUUGAGCAAGAUUUUAAAUGCACAAUUGAAAAUAAUGAGUUUUUACCAAUGAAGUAUGACUAUAUUGCUUGCCAUAGGUAUAUAGCGUCGUUGUAUACUACAAUAUCUUGGGUUUUCAUCAGCUUUGUAACUUUAUACUUUUUGGUGGCAAUUGCAGUUUGUGUUUUUAUGCGAAUGAGCGCAAACAUUCCGGUGUUCACCAGAUCAAAUGAUUUGGAUUUUCUUUGCUUUUUGUUGAACCAAUAUAGUACUUUCCAAUACGAAAGAUUUGCGCUGUUUGACCGCAACGCCAAGUAUCGUUUUACGAAAGCACGCGGCAGUUUCAAUUCUGCAUAUAAGAGUUUCCCUGAAGUCGAAGGCUUUCAGAAGUUUACGUGAUUUAAGAAAUAAAAGACGAAAUUCCGUGUUUGAUACUCUGAUCAAAACACGC